This is a messenger RNA of Phoenix dactylifera (date palm), 1707 nucleotides long. Its product is annotated as sucrose-phosphatase-like protein. The record is from RefSeq and is a predicted model, not a curated record. NCBI's taxonomy places the organism in Eukaryota, Viridiplantae, Streptophyta, Magnoliopsida, Arecales, Arecaceae. Gene Ontology annotation, molecular function: nucleic acid binding.
GGAAAGGCCGUUACUAUGGCGUCUGAUAACGGCGUUACUAAAACCCUGGUUAAAACGCGCCCCCUCUGGCAUCCGUGGUUCCGGUUUUUGCCGCCGUCGCCGAAAAUGCUCAGGAGAUUGGUCGGAUUCAAAGCUUCGCUUCCAGCCCUCUCCUCCUCCGGUGGGAGGCGGGAUGUUUCCGAAGUCGCGUCCAAUUUCCCCUUCGCGAAUGGUAGGGAGGGCUCCAAGACUAACUCUUCUUCUGAGAGAAUUCAUAAUACGGGACCAUGGAGGAAGCUGCGCACUGCCAUGUCUUCAACAAAUCAGUCAGCUUCUCCAAGACAUGAAGUUGAAGUGGCUGAAAAUCUGAAGCCUUCACCACCAAAUUCCGUUGGAGAUGAAGAUGCCUUUGCUGAAUUGGGUCCAUCAAUAUCAGAAAGUGAUGAGUUGGGCUUUGGAUUGACAAAACAAAUGCAUAAGUCUGCAGGACCUCUAAGCAUACUCUCAGCUAAUGAAUCUCAGAAAUCCACUGUAACUUCACAAAGGCAUGAUAUUCCUAGGAAGAUGCCUCACAUGAGGACUUCCCUAAACCAGGAAAGUAAUCAUCCAGGUACAAGUUCCAACCUCGAAGGCUGUAAGAAUUUUUUAAGAAACAAAAUUGAAGCUGAAAAGGGGAAAUUUGCAGCUCAGAGUACUGAAAAACACACAAGCUCAUCCUCGAUAAUUGUUGAUAAGGUACCCUCAAAUAUCAGUCUCCUAGAUUUGAGGAAAGCAGUCUCAGUGUAUGGAGAGAUUCUGAGUGCUUCUGUGAGAACUAGACAAGAUGAUCUUACCAGCUGCCAUGUUAAAUUUAACGGUGUGGAAUCUAAGGAGAGAGCACUUGCAGCUGGGUGGAUCACCGUAAAGAACUGUCACUUACCAGUCCGAGGUGUUCAAUCCCCAGAAAAUAUUGCGAUUAGAAUAACCAAUAUUAGCAUGGAGACAGCUGAGCCGGCUAUACAUUCAACAUGCAUGUCAUGCGGGCACGUUUGUGGUCUUGCAAGGACAAAAGAGGGUGCUAUUGAUGUCGUGUUCAGAGUUAAGGAUAACUCGACUGCACAAACCAUAGUGGAGCGUCUGAAUGAUGUUUGCCUCGAUAAUUGUCAAUGGUUGGCUCAGUUGCUACCGGAAUUUGGUCAGAAUUUAAGGAGCAAUGUAUCUGGUUCUCAGUGGUCUGUUGGGUCACAGAUUAGCAAUUUCAUUGGGACCUUUCGAAAGCAGCUCCGCAUGAAGCAGAUCUAUUUGGAAGACCUAGAAGAGCUUCAUCAUGCUAUAUUACACCUCAGGGAUAAACCUGUUGAUAUGAACUCAUAGAUAGAGGAAGGUCAGUAUGUCUGAAUUCUAGCAUGUUAGAGCUCGGAAGUGCGCAUUCCAAUCUUGGUUCCGGCGAUCAACGGAGGAGAAGAAGAAGACGAACCCGAACCCAUGCACCUUUCUCACAGCGACGGCUGGGUUUUGUGCUCCUUUAUGGGAUUGUCACUGAUGACAACAACAAGGUUUUAGGCUUGGCUGAAUGGCCGGUGCUGGAAAAUGGACAUUUUUCAUAAACGAGUCAUUUGAGUAUCAGGGCCCAACUCCAGCUCAGUCCCGUCAUUUUUUUUAUUUUUCUUAUAUUAUUUGUUUAUAUUUGAUGGACAUGAAGAUUUAAUUGGUAAUUAUUGUUGAUAUAUGAAUUUAAUAGGAUAGUUG